Messenger RNA from Priceomyces carsonii, 1692 nucleotides. RefSeq names its product dolichyl-P-Glc:Glc1Man(9)GlcNAc(2)-PP-dolichol alpha-1,3-glucosyltransferase (gene ALG8). Gene Ontology annotation, biological process: protein N-linked glycosylation. Lineage: Eukaryota; Fungi; Ascomycota; Pichiomycetes; Serinales; Debaryomycetaceae. The record is from RefSeq and is a predicted model, not a curated record. The coding region runs from base 1 to 1692 and encodes 563 amino acids. The transcript has a single exon. Gene Ontology annotation, molecular function: dolichyl pyrophosphate Glc1Man9GlcNAc2 alpha-1,3-glucosyltransferase activity. Gene Ontology annotation, cellular component: endoplasmic reticulum membrane.
AUGACAAAAGCGAAAAAGAAGGCAGUUUCAGAAGGUCCAGAAGAAUAUACAGGAACCAGGCGAUACUCUCUUUGGAAUAUUUGGGUAAUCACCUUAUGCUUAAAAGUGCUUCUUACAGUAGGAUAUCAUUCCACGGACUUUGAGGUACACAGGAAUUGGUUAGCUAUAACAUAUAAUUUGCCACUAGCUAAAUGGUAUAUAGAGAACAAAUCACAGUGGACUCUCGAUUAUCCUCCUUUUUUUGCAUAUUUUGAAUGGAUUCUUUCACACAUGGUGCCUCAGAUUGUCAAAGAUGAUGGCUGUUUAGAUCUCGUAAAGGAUGGUGCUUAUGGACUUCCAACAAUUUUUUAUCAGAGGGCUACAGUGAUUCUUAGUGAGGUUGUUUUAUUUGCUGCAUUACAAUGGUAUAUCGAUACUUCGCCUCCAGGAAACGCAACUAGAAGAGCCUAUGUGACGGCAUCCAGUUUGGUAUUUUCACCAGGUUUAUUAAUUAUUGAUCACAUGCAUUUCCAAUAUAAUGGAAUGCUAUUCGGGCUUCUUGUACUAAUGAUAAAUUGUGCUAGACUAGAAAAGUACUUGAUGUGUGGAUUUUGGUUCUCUUUAUUGCUCUGUUUCAAGCAUAUUUACUUGUACCUUGCUCCAGCAGUAUUUGUAUUCUUAUUGAGAGGUUAUUGCUUGAAUCUCACUGUCUCUGGAGACAUGAACUUAGUGAACAAAAUACUUGGGCUAGUUAGAUGGAGGAAUCUUCUUAAGUUGGGAUCUGUUGUAAUAAGUGUAUUUUUGGUUGCAUUUCUUCCCUUCGUAGUGAAUUGGGUUAUCCCUGAACUCAUGGGAAGACUUUUCCCAUUUAACAGAGGGUUGACACAUGCAUAUUGGGCCCCAAACAUUUGGGCGAUUUAUUCAUUCUGUGAUCGAUUGUUGAUUCAAGUUUAUCACAGAGUUCCUUUGUCACAGUUGUUUUUGGAAGGUGUUUUUAAAGUCAACCCAAGUGCACUAUCAGAUACGAGAUCCCUUCUGUCUUUGACUAGAGGGAUCGUUGGGGACACAGAAUUUUCGAUCUUACCAACCAUUACACCACAAUUAACUUUUUUUUUGACCGCUUUCUAUCAAGUCAUGUCAUUAAUACCGCUAUUUUUGCAACCUAAUUUCAACAGAUUCGUAGGUGCAUUGACAUUAUGCGGGUUUGCAUCAUUCCUUUUCGGAUGGCAUGUUCAUGAGAAGGCAAUUUUAUUAGUUAUCUUCCCCAUGAGUUUUAUUGUUUCUAACGACAAGACUCUUCUUGGCCCAUUUAAUCUAUUAGUGAGUUGCGCUUAUGUAUCGCUUUUCCCAUUGAUAAUUAAUCCUGAAGAAUGGGUAGUUAAGGUAGUUUAUACAGCCUUGUGGUAUAUUAUAUAUUACUUCAACUUUCGUCGAAUUGUGAGACUUUCCAAGCAUUUUCUUGGACAAGGGGAAAUAAUUUUGGAUAGAGUCACUAAUGGUUACAUAUUGGGCUUGAUUCCUUUAAUUGCAAUUACGAGUCUCUUUGAUCUAUUCGAGGGAAAGUUUGAAAUAUUGACCAGAUAUCUGUUUUUAAAACUAAUAUUUUACAGUGUUUAUUGCGGCAUAGGAAUAAUUAGCAGUUGGAACGGCUUUAGUUGGUUAUAUUUCGUUAAUGAGUCAAUUUGGACAGAUGAAGCUAGCCGUCCGAAUUAA